AUGGGCCGCAAGAAGUCCAAGCGCCCCGAAAUCGUCUCCCGCUGGCAGACCUACCACGGCAAAGGCGACCUGGCCGACUGGCAGCGCCUCAUGCAGGACCUGGGCAUCUCGGGCGACUUCCGCAGCAAGGCCCAGUGCAGAAAGCGAGCACAGGCACUCAUCAGAGUCUGGGUCAACAUCUACGACUUCCUCGACGCCGUUGACAAUGGCAGCCCAGUCCAGUUCUUUCCGAACCAGCACAAGCUAGCCCAGUAUACGGUCAAUGAGAGCAAAAUCUUUCCGAAGAGAUUUAUCGAGAAGGGUUCUCCGCUGGCCGCCCUGAGGGCCAAGAUUUUGUGA
Messenger RNA from Thyridium curvatum, 339 nucleotides. RefSeq lists its product as uncharacterized. Lineage: Eukaryota; Fungi; Ascomycota; Sordariomycetes; Thyridiales; Thyridiaceae. The transcript is spliced from 2 exons. The record is from RefSeq and is a predicted model, not a curated record. Bases 1 to 339 code for a protein of 112 amino acids.